AAGUUCGUAGUUCAUCGGUAUUGGUUCUCAAACGGGGGCGUAUGGUGUAUUCUUAUUACUGAGAAGGAAACUUUCUUUCAUAUCUAAAGGUGCAUUUCACAAAUCGUGAUUUGUGGUGUAUUUUGUAAAUAUUUUGCGUCUCAAAUUGUUGUUUAAACGAAGACUGGAAAACAACAAAAUGACUGGUUGUUGUGUUCCAAAUUGUAAAAAUCGUUCGGAGCAAGGGUUUCGCCUCUUUCGAAUACCGCGUAAUAAAAGUAACGACGAAAAAACGAACUUGUGGAUAAAAUUUGUGAACCGAGGUGAAUUAUCAUUAAGUGCAUGCAUAUGUGAAGUACAUUUCGAAGAGCAUCAUUUCGAAUCUGCACGAGCAGACAACAGAAAACUUUUAAGAUGGAACGCUGUGCCAACUAUUGGUGCCUGUGAAAAUCUAUCUCCCAAAAUAGAAAUUAUAAAUAAAUCUCACUUGGAAAUUAUAGAUCACUGUACAACAAAUGACGUAGACUCAUUCGUAAAAUUGGAGGAUGAUGUUGGAGAAGCUCCUACUGAAACUGAAGAUUCUGUCAACAAUGUACAGUUGGGGCAAUUAAAAACUAAACUUAAAAAUGCCCACCAUAAAAUUUCUCGUUUGGAAAAUAAAAUUAAGGAAAUGGAAGAGAGAUACAGCUGUAUUUUUAGUGAAGAUCAGUUAAAAUUCGUGAAAUAUGGCAAUCAUAGAGGCGAAGAAUGGUCAGACCGCACAAUUAACAAAGGACUUAAACUCUACAUGACUUGUGGAGCGAAAGGAUAUGAGGAAAUCAGGAGACAAGGUCUCCCAUAUCCGAGUAUAAGAACACUUCAACACAGAAUGCACGCUAUGAAAUAUGAAAUUUUAGAAGAUGAUGAUUAUAAGGUCACAUUGAAGGCUGACGGAAUUCCAGAUAACGAUAUUUAAUCGUAUCAAAUAAGGACAAGAAUGAAAUGUCUGGCAUUAAAGAUGAGUGUUUUAGGGGCACACAAGGUGGUAGGAAAAUCUUCAAGAUGAAACCAAGCAGUUGUAAGGCUCUGUUCUAGCCCAACCGAUUUCAAAGAUAAACGUGCUAUCUUAAGUUCAGAACAUCAAUCCAGAACAGCAAUAAGUUAGUAUAUUUCCAUACUAUAAAGGUACAAAAAGUACUUGGUUUAUUAACAAAUUAAUGGUUUAAUUUUUAUUGCGUUAAUCAUAUUGUAAUUUAAUGUUUGGCAAAAUAUAAUGUAUUAUUUUUUA
This is a messenger RNA of Photinus pyralis (common eastern firefly), 1246 nucleotides long. RefSeq lists its product as uncharacterized. Gene Ontology annotation, molecular function: sequence-specific DNA binding. Lineage: Eukaryota; Metazoa; Arthropoda; Insecta; Coleoptera; Lampyridae. The transcript has 5 exons. Bases 179 to 934 code for a protein of 251 amino acids. The record is from RefSeq and is a predicted model, not a curated record.